GUCGCUGGCUGGCUUUCCAACUACUUGACUGUCAACUGACUGACUGACUGACUCACUGACUGACACGGUCAAUUUGUCUGUCUGUCUCACUCCACAUCCGCCCAUGCCCACUGUGGUCCCUCCUCCGCCCUCCGCAGUCCCUUGAUCCUCCCUCCCCCCUCCCCUGCCCGCCAGCCACCAGCUUAAGCUCCAGGGGGAUACCACACAAACAACCCACCACCCACCACCCAUCCCGCUCGAACCACGCCCGCCCUUUCGCGCGAAUGGGUCAUUCGUUACCCGAUUCCUGUUGGAACUUGCAUGGUGGUAUUCGGGAAAAGAAAAAGGACGACCACGCCGCCAGCCACCACCACCACCACUACCCCCACAUUGUACUUGCUGCCUCGUCCCGUCGAUGAAGAAUGAGCUCUGUCGAGGGCAGUCGCGCUGUUGAUGUUGACUAUUCUGUCGAUGUCGAUCGAGGCGCUGGUCUGCCGUCUGGAGAGCUUACGCAUGCGCAUGACCAUGACCAUGACCAUGCGGAGGGGUUAGGCGCAGGUGGUAGUGAUCCGGUGUUGGAUGAUGGCGCCCAACAACAACAACAACGACUCAAAGAGAAUGUCAGGCCCGCGGGGGAUACGUCUGUAGAUAAGAAGCCGAGGGACCCGGGAUCGCAGCCUCCGCAGGAGGAGUUCGAUGAUUUUGGCUUGCCGAUUCGCGUGCGGCCGCGGCCGCAGAGGGAGGAGUCAGCCGAUGAGGAAACGUUUCAUGAUGUUCUUGAGAUAAGGGGGGAUGCGAAUGGGGAUGACGUGGAGAGUGGGUUGGAGAGGCAGGUGCAUACCACGACGACAGAGGAAUUGGGGGAGGAAACUGUGCAGGGGGCAGAGAAGGAGGAGGGGGCGAAGGAGAGCCAGUCGGAAUCGUCCACGCCGCAUGCUCUGGGAUCCCCUGUGCAGGAGUCUGCCGAGACGUCCGCGGCGAACGAGAAGCGGGCGCUUUCCAAUGGCGAGUCGGAGUCUCAUAGUCCGAGUGAUGAGCCGCCCCCGCCGUAUACGGAGAACUCGACCCACGGGGAGGCCGGCACGGGUGAGUGUCUUUCUUCGCAGAAGAAACAUGUGUCAGUGAGGCCGUCGGAGUGGUCGCAUCAGGGGUUUCAUGCGGCUCCGGAGUCGGACGAGGAAGGGGAAGAUGAGGAUGAUGACGGGGGUUGGAAGGAAAUGCCGGCUCUCGGCGAAUUCGAUGAAUAUGAUGACUACGGGCGGCUCAUUGCUCGUGGUACAAAGCAGGAGGAUAGUGAGGCUGUCUACAGCGGUCUGGGAGGGGCGGGGAAAGGAUACACCCGGGUGCAGCUGGACGAAGAUGCCCAGUCCGCGACCAGUAUGGAUGAAGAUACGAGCUACCUCUUCAAAGAGUCUGCCCUCAACUCCGCCGGCAUGGAGGAGGAGCUGCGUGACCCGGUGAGCCAGUUGCAGGCUACAAAAGAUCUUCUGACGGAAGGCCAGAGGAUCGCAUAUGUUGGAGUCACCAGAUUAUCUAUUCACCAAAUGACAUUAGACAUGAACAAAAUACCGCCGAUCAAGGGCACGCGCAAGGCCAGGCAAGGCGGCAUCGACUCGAUACGGAAAUGGGGCCAGACAAUGAUGGGAAGGCUCUAUGCCCACAUGGACAUCGACGCGGCGGAGCAGGUGAUGAUCGAGCAGUUGGCUGAACACGGCGUGCAGCCGGCCGAUCUCGUCCGUCCGCUGAUGAGCAACGCCCGUGUCUCCAACCCUCUGGCGGAAGAACCCGAGACACCCAAGGAGUCGCUAUCUUCUCCUACAUCGCCUCGGCUUAGGGAGGGGUACCAAAGCAGUAUCUCUACCGAUGUCGACAGAUCCUCUACGUCAACAUCCCCUCCGCCGUAUGAGACUCACGAGGGAGAAGAUUUGCCGGAGGUACGAACACCUUCCCAGUUGCCUACAUCCGCAAAGAUCGACAUCGAUCUUCGAUGGACGGUACUCUGCGAUCUCUUCCUCGUGCUCAUUGCAGACUCGGCGUAUGAUGCGCGGUCGCGGACGUUACUCGAACGCGUUGGGGCGUCUAUGGAGGUGUCAUGGAUGCAGAUCGCCAGGUUCGAAAAGCGCGUCAUUGACGCUCUCGAGAUGCAGGAGGCCGCCGAAAAGGAGACCUGGGAUGAGUCGGAGCACAUGGAGAAGCGGCGGAAGAUGGCCCUGAAACGAAAGUUCAUGGUCAUGGGCCUAGCCACGGUUGGUGGCGGUCUGGUCAUUGGUCUGUCCGCUGGGCUGUUAGCCCCCGUCAUCGGCGCUGGUAUAGCAGCUGGGUUUACCACCGUUGGCAUCACAGGGACGAGCGCGUUCCUCGGCGGCGCCGGAGGCACGGCGCUGAUCGCCUCCGGGGCUACCUUGACCGGAGGGACGAUUGGGAUGCGGGCUUCCCAGCGACGUACAGGUCCUGUUCAGACCUUCGAGUAUCGUCCCUUACAUAACAAUAAGCGGGUCAAUCUGAUCAUCACCGUGUCCGGAUGGAUGACUGGUAAGGUGGAUGACGUCCGGCUGCCUUUCAGUACGGUCGAUCCCAUCAUGGGCGAUCUAUACUCGGUCUUGUGGGAGCCGGACAUGCUUCGGAGUAUGGGUGACACUAUCAACAUUCUUGCUACGGAGGCCUUGACUCAAGGACUGCAGCAGGUCCUCGGACAGACCGUCCUGGUUGCUUUGAUGGCAUCGCUACAACUGCCUCUUGUGCUCACCAAGCUGUCGUAUCUGAUUGAUAACCCGUGGAACGUGUCGCUAACGCGCGCAACGGCGGCUGGGCUCAUUCUUGCCGACUCUCUGAGAGAGAACAAUCUGGGGAAACGUCCUGUCACUCUUCUCGGAUACUCGCUUGGCUCCAAGGUCAUCUUCUCCUGCCUCAAGGAGCUUGCUGAUAAGGGCGCCUAUGGUCUGGUCCAGAACGUGUAUCUUUUUGGAACCCCGAAUGUGGCCAGCCAGGAUGAAUAUCUCAAAGCCCGCAGUGUGGUCUCUGGCCGUUUUGUGAACGGAUACGCGUCGAACGACUGGAUCUUGGGGUACCUCUUCCGCGCCACGGGCGGUGGAAUCAUGCGCGUGGCGGGCCUUGCCCCGGUGGAGGGCAUCCCUGGACUAGAGAACUUCGACGUCACCCACAUUGUGAACGGCCAUAUGGACUACCGAGCCGCGAUCCCGCGGCUGCUCAAGGAGGUUGGCUGGGAAGUGCUGAGCGAGGAAUUCGCCGAGAUCGAGGACCCGGAUCCGGAGAACCAUCAGGAGCGGCAACGGGAGCUGAUUCGGGAGAUCGACGAGGCGCGACGCGAGGCCGAGCUCAAGCCGGAGAAGAAGAGAUUCGGACUGUUCAAACGGGGAAAGCUGGCGCAGAAGAAGGGAUGGGAGACGUACGACGUGGCCCGCAACAAUGCCCCGCGGAGCCCGGGGGAGAGCAAUGCGGGGUCUGUUCUGUUUGACAUCGACGCCAUCCGGGCCGAACUGGCGUCGGAGAAGAUCGAAGUACGGCAGCUGGAAUCCACGCUCCCUCCGAUGAAGCUGGACUUGAGUGCCCCCUCGAGUCCAUCUCCGGCUGCCCCGUCAGCCGGGAAAGACCUGAAGACCCCCGAAACACCGGCGCCUCCGACUCGAACGCGGUCCGAGACCCUCACUGCCUACGAUCCUUCUCGCGAUGCCCAUCCGACCCUGCCGGAGGAAGAAGUCGAGAUGACAUUCGACACGUCCUUCCACGAUACCCCCCAACGCUCCCACUCCUCCUUCGAGCCCGCGACCGCUUACGAUGCCUAUCCCUCCCGGCCGGAACUUCGGUCCUCCGCCACGAUGCCCGCCCUCGGUGCCAGCACGCUUGGAGCCAUGGCGCUGGAGCCGAAUGCCUGGGCUGAUCCUGACGAAGGGGAAGAGGGGGGGAUCAGUAUGACUUUUGAGUGAUGACGAUGUAUGAGACUACGUGAUGGGACGCUUCUUUACUGAUGGAUAAAGCCCCGUGGUGGCAGAGACCAAGUCCACGGGCUGUUACUUUUCUUAAUCCUGUCCACUUUCUUCUGUCAUUCUUCUUGCUUUGCUUCUUUGCAUGCCGCGAUGCGGCUUUACGGAUGACGCGAUCCGAUGUUUUGCUGUUCCAUUUAGAGCAUUACUACUACCUUCUUUGUUGCAUACACAUUACGGCCCAGCAUGAUACAGCAGCCUACCUACCUAAUCCAUGCAUGCUUGCUACGUCCUCUUUCUUUGUCUUGGAUAUACGCUGUUGGGGGUAGCAUAGCCGAUAAACGAACUCCAUUGCUUAUUAUUUUAC
Aspergillus heteromorphus CBS 117.55 is the source of this 4287-nucleotide messenger RNA. RefSeq names its product DUF726-domain-containing protein. The record is from RefSeq and is a predicted model, not a curated record. The transcript has 2 exons. Lineage: Eukaryota; Fungi; Ascomycota; Eurotiomycetes; Eurotiales; Aspergillaceae. Bases 402 to 3923 code for a protein of 1173 amino acids.